AUGGAGGAGUUAGAGGCGAGCAUCCUACGUAAGCUGGGAGACAGGGUGAAUGCCCGCAUUGAGGGGCUCGAGCCGAGGCUCAACCCUGCGCCGUUGCUUCGGCCUCCGCUGGCGGCUGACAAGAAGAGAAGGGAAAAGAAGACUGACCCUCAGCCUGAAAAGGAAAUGAAGAAGAUUACUAAGGCGAAGAGUAACAAGGAGGAUCCAAGGCCGCCGAACCCAGACUCUCUGGAGGAAACCUGGGCCACGGUGGUCAAAAAGAAGAAGAAGAAGAAGGAAAAGUCGCAUCCGCAACCGGCACCGGGAAAGGCACCUAAUGCCAAGAAGAGUCCCAAGGCUAAGGCGAAGCCUAAACUCAAGACUCCCCGGUCGUCGGCAAUAGUCCUCACCCUCACGGACGUGGGAAAGGAGAAGGCGAUGCUGAACUAUCAGAAGGCCCUGCUCAUCGCGAGGUCUAAGAUAGAUCUGAAGGAGAUCACGGGUCUGGAGACCCUCAGAGUCCGCAAGGCGGCAACGGGGGCCACAGUGCUGGAGCUCCCUGGGGCGAACAGCGGCUCCAAAGCCGACGCUCUGGCUGAAAAGCUGGGGACUUUGUUCGGCGAGAAGAUGAAGGGGCUCCUAUGGAAACAUAGGCAGAAGAAGGCCAAGACGGCGAUACGCGCGCGCAAGCUGUGCGACAUCUGCCCUCGGCUCGGGGCUGGGCAAAGGCUUAGCUGA
Molecule: messenger RNA, 717 nt
Organism: Leptosia nina
Lineage: Eukaryota; Metazoa; Arthropoda; Insecta; Lepidoptera; Pieridae
Source: the annotation of a GenBank genome assembly